Messenger RNA from Gossypium raimondii (Peruvian cotton), 1620 nucleotides. Its product is annotated as F-box/kelch-repeat protein SKIP30. The coding region runs from base 425 to 1462 and encodes 345 amino acids. The transcript is spliced from 2 exons. The record is from RefSeq and is a predicted model, not a curated record. Gene Ontology annotation, molecular function: protein binding. NCBI's taxonomy places the organism in Eukaryota, Viridiplantae, Streptophyta, Magnoliopsida, Malvales, Malvaceae.
CCAUUUCAGAAGCUUUAGAAUAACCGCCUUUUCUUUUCUUUAAUUCAGAAUCUUGAUUUUAUUUCGAGACUAUUCCAAUUCCCUUUCUUUUCUUUUUAAUGAUGAUUUACAACUGGGUUUUUUUGUGAAACUGACGGCACGGUGGUGGGUGUAUUCUUUUUCUUAUGCUGAAAUUUUAGGGUUUUGUUCUCAAUUUCACGAAUUUCUUUGAUUUAUCAUUGUGUUUCUGGGUUUUGGAUUAACAAGUGGAUAAAGUGAACUAAGCGUGUCUGUGAUGGCUAAAUUCAAUCGGUUUGGGGAAAUGAAAUACAUUCUGGUGCCACGUUUCUUUGAACAUGUGCUUGAUAUUCAGAUUGCAUGUUGCACUGGAGUGAUUGACAUAGCAAAAGGUUGUUAGGGAAGAAUCAAUGAAACCUUGGUUAGCAUGUCUGGAUUAAUUGAAGGUCUUCCGGAUGCUGUUGCCCUUAGGUGCCUAGCACGGGUUCCCUUCUACCUAUAUCCUAAGUUGGAGAUUGUUUCUCAUUCCUGGAGAGCUGCCAUUCGUAGCCCCGAGCUAUUUAGAGCUCGACAGGAAAUUGGCUCAACAGAGGAACUUCUAUGCGUGUGUGCCUUUGAUCCGGAGAAUUUAUGGCAGAUGUAUGAUCCUUUACGUGAUCUUUGGAUUACUCUUCCUGUCCUUCCCACAAAGGUCAGGCACCUUGCUCACUUUGGUGUGGUCUCUACUGGUGGGAAGCUGUUUGUGCUUGGUGGUGGAAGUGAGGAUGUCGACCCUUUGACUGGUGACCAAGAUGGGAGUUUUGCAACUAAUGAAGUCUGGUCAUAUGACCCUGUAGUGCGUCGGUGGGCUCAACAUGCAUCCAUGAUCUUACCUCGUGCUAUGUUUGCAUGUUGUGUGUUGGAAGGAAAGAUCAUCGUUGCUGGAGGUUUCACCAGCUGCAGAAAAUCUAUAUCUCAAGCAGAAAUGUAUGAUCAUGAGAAGGAUGUGUGGAUUCCGAUACCUGAUCUCCACUGCACCCACAAUUCAGCAUGCACAGGGUUAGUUAUUGGAGGAAAGGUGCACGUGUUGCACAAGGGAUUAUCUAAAGUGCAAGUCCUGGACAACGUGUGCUCUGGGUGGACAGUGGAGGAUUACGGUUGGCUCCAGGGUCCAAUGGCAGUUGUACAGGGAGCCCUCUAUGUGAUGAGCCAUGGGCUUAUUUUCAAGCAAGAAAAGGAAGUGAGAAAGGUCGUUACCUCUUCUUCGGAGUUUCGUAGGAGAAUCGGGUUUGCAAUGACAGGAGUGAGAGAUGAAAUUUACGUGAUCGGAGGGGUAAUUGGCCCGGAUCGAUUUAAUUGGGAUAUCAAACCCAUGUCUGAUGUUGAUAUCUUGACGGUUGGGGGUGAUAGACCUACAUGGCGUCAGGCUGCUCCAAUGACAAUGUGCCGAGGAACAAUUUUUGGUUGUACACAGCUAAGAAUUUAGAUCUCAACUCUUCUCUCUUCUUUUUUCUUUUUUUUGGUUUUAAUUUUAUUUAUUUUUAUAUUUAAUAGUUGGCUGAUUUCAUUUUAAGCAGUGUACUGUUGCUGAGGCAUUGAGUUCCCUCCUAUUGGAGAUGAGAAAUGAUAUUUUCUCUUUUACUC